AUGAAGACUUGCGCCUCUGAAGAUUGGAAGGGCAAGGUAGAUCCGUUGCAAACUUGUCUAUGUAAUGUUGAUGUACAUGAAAAUCAUUACAGCAUAGAAGAGAGGAGAUGUGAUGAAGAUUGUGGAGGCUGUGGCUUUAUAUGCGCAUGUAGAUGUUGUAAACCUCGCCAACGUGGAAUAUAUGGAGGCCUAGCCACGGGUGCAGUCGUAGUCGCGGUUACGAUUGGUAUAGUAAUCUAUUACGUUGUAACGCAUCACAUUGCAUCUCUCAAGGCAGUUGGUAACUAUGUGUCUAAUAAACUAUGGGGACCUAGAAAACUAAGAUUUAUUCCCAGGUCGGAGUUGGACCUCCCCAAAAGUACGCAUAUUCCCGAAAGCAUGGACAUUGAUCCCUACUCCUUCUUCCCGUCCAAGGAUCUCAUGUAG
Molecule: messenger RNA, 426 nt
Organism: Babesia bigemina
Lineage: Eukaryota; Apicomplexa; Aconoidasida; Piroplasmida; Babesiidae
Exons: 1
Coding region: 1-426 (141 amino acids)
Source: RefSeq, a predicted model, not a curated record